Messenger RNA from Cetraspora pellucida, 6849 nucleotides. Lineage: Eukaryota; Fungi; Glomeromycota; Glomeromycetes; Diversisporales; Gigasporaceae. The record is from the annotation of a GenBank genome assembly.
AUGACGACUUCCGAAAACACAACGGUGCAAGUUGCACUUCGAAUAAGACCAUUAACGGCCGAAGAUUUGGUAAAUUUACCCACACGAUUUCAAAGAAAUGUUCUCUCAACGACAUUAUUCGCUCCAAAUCAAGUCACUGUUCUAGGUGAAAAGAAACAAACUUUCACAUUUGAUCAUGUAUUUGGUCCUGAAUCAUCCCAAAGAGAUAUAUAUGAUCGCUGUAUUAAAAGUAUGGUUGAUAAAUUCUUAGAAGGAUUUAAUGUUACCAUACUGGCAUAUGGUCAAACCUCUUCCGGUAAAACUCAUACUAUGGGUACUGCCGAUAGUUUGUCUUCUCUUCCAGAAUCAAGAGGUAUAAUCCCGCGGUCAAUGGCUACACUCUUUUCAUACAUAAAUUCUGCUCAAUAUAAAAAUCGAAAAUUCACUAUGAAGGUAUCUUUUGUGGAAAUAUAUAAUGAAGACUUGAUUGAUCUUCUUAGCGAAGGUGAUGAUGAAUGUAAACCUCAAGUGUUGAUAAGAGAAGAUUCUAAAGGAAAUAUCAUUUGGAGUGGUUUACAAGAAAUUAAAGUUAGCACUGCCGAAGAAGUUAUGACUCAACUAUCACGUGGUUCGGCAAGUCGGCAAGUGAGUGCGACGGAUAUGAACGCUCAAUCUUCGCGUUCACAUGCUAUUUUUUCUGUUACUCUCUCUCAACAAAAGUUUAUUCCAUCUGGUGGUGGUGGUGGUCCAACAAGUCCAACCCCAACUCCUUUAUCACGUCCAUCAACUCCAAGUAAAUUUGCUGAUUCAAGGCUCGGUUCUCCUCCUUCAAGAGCUGGUUCUAGAAUGGGUAAACGUACUGAUGAUGGUGAUUGGGUUUCUGUAACGAGUAAAUUUCAUUUCGUCGAUUUAGCUGGUAGUGAAAGGCUUAAACGUACAUCCGCGAUUGGUGAUCGUGCAAAAGAAGGAAUUUCAAUUAACUCUGGUCUUUUGGCAUUGGGUAACGUAAUUUCUGCUUUGGGUGAUCCAACAAAAGCAAAAAGUACAACACAUAUUCCUUAUAGGGAUUCAAAACUUACUCGAUUAUUACAAGAUUCUCUUGGUGGUAACGCUCAAACUUUAAUGAUUGCUUGUGUUUCUCCUGCUGAAUAUAAUAUAUCUGAAACAGUAAAUACUUUAAAAUAUGCUAAUCGUGCAAGAAAUAUAAAAAAUGUUGCUACCGUAACUCAAGAAGAAGCUGGUUGGCAUGAUUUAGAACAUUUACAACAUUUAGUUAUAAAAUUAAGAACUGAAAUUAAAAAUUUAAAACUUUCUUCUGGUAUUACUCCUACUUCGGGUAGAAGUACUCCUUCUGAUGUUAUUAAUAUUCAUUUAGAAGCUCUUGAAGAUCAAUUUUCUGAAUUACAACGUUCUUAUUCUGAAUUAAAAACUGUUGCUCCUGUUAUUGCUGAAUAUGAAAAAUCUAUUAAUGAACUUGAAAGUCAAUUAAAAAUUGCUCGUGCUUCUUUAAGUACUACUGAAAAAUUAAUGCAAGAUCAAGAAAUGAAACUUGAAGAGGCUGAUGAUUUAAAUUCUAGAAAUAAAACUUUAAUUACUGAUCUUAAAAAUAAAAUUUCAAAACUUAAUGAACGUGAAGAAACUACUGAAAGUUAUAUUAAAGAUCUUGAAGUUAAACUUGAUUCUCAUGCUAGUGAACAAAAAAGAGAUCAAGAAAUUAUAAAUGAUCUUAGAAAUAAAAUUUCUCAACUUCGAACUAAUGGUGAAAAUAAUGAAGGAAUUAUUCAAAAAUUAGAAACUCGUUUAUCAAGAAGUGAAAGUAAAGCUGAAAUAAUGAAUGAAACUGCUCAACAUCUUGAAAAAGCUUUAAUGGAAAGAGAAGAUGCUUACGCUAAAUUAGAAGCAAAAUAUAAAAGAGAAAAAGCUCAAGAUGAACAACAACAAAAUUUAUUAAUGACUGAAAUUGAAGAUAGAGAUCGUAGAAUUGCUCAACUUGAGAAAAAAGUUGAUGAUCUUAUCUCUGAAAUUGCUCAAUUCAAAAAACUUAAAGUUGAUGUUAAUAAGGCUCCUCGUCAUUAUUCAAUAGUAUUGAAUCUUGAAUCUAAACUUUAUGAAUUACAAAAAACUCAUGAAAAAACUGUUUCGGAGUUUUCCGAACUUAAAGAAAGAUAUCAAUCAUGUCUUGGAGAAAUUGAUGAACUUCAAACUCAACUUCAAGAUGCAAAAGUAUUACAUUUUGAAGUUAAUAUUGAUAAUGAUGAUUCAUCUCCAACGACUAACCAACCUGAUAAUGGUUAUGAUUCAAAUUCAUUAUCACCCCCUAAUUCUGGUUCUCAUCGUAAAUCAAGAUCACUUUCUGCUGAAAUUCAAGGUGCUGAAAAACGUGAACUUUCAAGUUUAGCAAUGAUUCAAAAACUUCAAAUUGAACUUAAACAAUUGGAAUCAUUACAUAAGGAUAAAGCUGAUGGUUUAGACGCUGUUAAAAAAGAAUUUGCUCGAUUAGAAGUUAAUCAUCUUGAAACUCUUGAAAUUGUUGAAGAACUUCGUGAAGAAAUAAAAAGGAGAGAUGCUCUAGCUCAAAUUGAAGUUAUGUCAGUAAUGACUUCUGAAUAUGCUUAUACCGAAUCUGGUUAUUCUGCUGCUACUAGUGAAAUAGAUCAACUAGAUAUUGUUCAUCGUCUUAGAGAAGAAGUUGAACAACUUAAAGAAGAACAAAGACGAAAUCUUGAAAUAAUCGCAAAAAAUGAGAAAGAUGAAGAUAAAAUUGAUGAAAUUUCGAAAAUUGAAUCAAAUAUCACUGAAUUUAAAGCUCAAAUGCAACGUAUGAUUGAUAAUAAUGGUACUGAAAAUGAUAUUCUUGUACUACAAUCCAGAAUUAAAGAAUUAGAGGAUGAACGAGAAACUCAAAGACAAUCUAAUGUCAAUGAAGCAGCAGCUCGUCUUGAAGGUGCAUUUACUGUAUCUGAUGAAAAUAAUGAAAUAUUAGUAUUACGACAACAGGUUGAUAAACUUCAGGGUGAAAUUGAAUCAAAAAGUCAUACAAUAGCUGCAUUAUUAUACCCUACACAUGCUGAAACUUUAGAGAAAAAAAUCAAAUCUCUUGAAGAACAAUUAAUUAAAGCCAAAGAAGUUCCAAGUUUUCCUUCUCCACGAGAUUCUAUAAUUAAUAGUUCUGACCCAACUUACCAAGCUGUUGGUGGUCUUCAGGAAAAACUCGCUACGUUGAAACAAGAGCUUGAUCUUAAAUCAAAAACCACGAAAAAUUUACAAAAUGAACAAGAAAUUGUGACUGUACUUCAAGAACAACUUGAAACACUCAAAUUGGACAUUCAUCAUAAAUAUGAACUUAUCGAAAUACUUAAACGUGAUCUUGUUGAUAAGGCAAACAUCCAACAACGAUUAAAAGAAAAGGAGGCUGAAGCAUUAGUAUUUAGAUCUAAACUUAUGGAGGUUCAUAAACAAGAAACCGAACUUGAAAAUGAAAUGAAUAAACUUAAAACAAGAUUAGAAAAGCUAGAAAAUGGUGAGGAUGUGAAUAAAGUUCUUCAAACAGAAUUAGAAACUUUAAGAAAAGAACUCAAGGAUGUUCGAGCUAGGGAAGCAGUUACACUUGAUAGACUUCAUGUUCUCAAAGCAAGGUUGGGAUCCGAUCAAGAGGAAACUCAUUUACAAGAACAAUUAGAACAUUUACGUGUUGUUGAAAUUGCUCAAAGAGAAAGGAUUACAAUCUUGGAAGGAAGACUUUCUGAACAAGGUGGACAAGUUGAUGAAGAUUUUAUUAAAUUAAAAACUGAAUUAGCACUUGCACGUGAAUCUGAAUCUGCACAAAAACGUACUAUUGAAAAUCUAGAGGUUAAACUUAAAAAAGCUGAAGAUAGAUCCCAAUUAACGACUCUUAAACGUGAGAUUGCUUCAUUAAAAUCUAAGGAAGCCGAGCAAAUUAAGAAAAUAAGAGAUUUAGAAUUUCAAUUGAAUGAAUCAGUCAAUAAAGAUUCAUAUCAAGUUAAACUAUUAAAAGAAGAAAUUGAAAAUCUAUGUGAAAAUGAACGAGAACAACGUAAACAAAUUGAAACUCUUGAAUCUCGGUUAGAACUUAUUAAAAAUGAAGAUCCAAAUAUUUCUGUUUUAAGAGAUCAAAUUGCCGGAUUAAGAGCAUCAGAAGCAGACUUACGAAGAACUGUUCAAGAUUUAGAAUCAAAAUAUAUCUCUGCUCAAAAGGAAAUAAAGGUCUUUGAAACAGUGAAGGAAGAAGUAGCAUUUUUAAAACAACUUGAAUCUGAACAAAAGACGACAAUUGAACAACUUCAAUCGCAACUUCGUAAAAUUAGAAAUUCAAAAGAGACUGCUGUCAAAGAACUUCAAUCUAUGAAGGGAGGUUUUAGUCUCCAAAAAGAACUUGUGGUGUCUUUAGAGGAUGAAUUAAAAACACUUAGACAAGAUUUAGCAUUUGCCAAAGAGAAUACCAAUUCAUCAACGGAAGAAUUAGAGAAAAUAACAAUUUUAUUAAAAGAUACCCAAAAACAACGAGAUGAUGGACAAAGACGUGUCAAAGCUUUGGAAAUUGAAGUUGAAACUUAUAAGCUUGCAGGAGCUGCUGGUAAUGAAAAUGUGGGAAAUUUACGUGAAGAGUUAACUAAUGUUAGACUUGAGAUAGAAUCUAAUCAAAAAGAUGCCAUUAGGGAAUUAGAAUCUACUUUGACGAAUUUGGAAACUGAAUUGGUCAUGGCUAAGGAUUCUUCAAAAAUUAACAAGGAAACUAUUUCUAAUCUUGAAGAAAAACUUUCAAUAGUUCGUUUACAAUUAAAAGAAGCCAAAGAUUCUGAUGAAAAACGGACCAAUGUGAUCAAAGAAUUGGAAAUCAAAUUUAAAGAAGCAACAAAAAAUUUAUUAGAAAAAGAAAGCAGUGUCAGCAAUCAAGAUAAACUUGUUGCUGAGCUGGAAACGUUAAUACAAAAUACUCAAACCGAAUUACAAUCUGUAAAAGUAUCGGAAAGUGAAGCUAUUGGACGCAUAAAAAUACUUGACGCUAAGCUUGCUGAAGCAACAAAGAUGCAAAUUAAUACUUUUGCAGCUGAACUUGAAGCAUCAGAAGCUGAACUUAAUAAAUUUAAAUCUUAUGAAGUCAAACACGUCCAACAUAUUAAAAGUUUGGAAAAUAAACUUCAAGAAGUUCAAAAUCGUCAUCAACAGGAAAUUUCUAAACUUAAACAAGCAGAAGAAGAAAUUUCAUCACUCCGAGAGAAAUGUGCACAAUUACAAGAAGAGAUUGGUAAUGCUCAUCGUGAUUCUGUAAUUCAGAGUUAUGAGAACAUCGAUAGUAAUAUAAUUGAAGAGCUUACUAGCCAACUUAAAAAAGCUCUAAGUCAAGUUCAAGAGCAACAAGAUCGUGUCACAGAAUUAGAGAAAACUACCAAACAACUUGAAUCAGAAAAGAAAAUACAAUGCGAACGUAAUGAAGAUCUUGAAGAUCAAGUUGAACAAUUACAAAAAGACCUUGAAACACUGGCUGAAGAGUUUGCAGAAGCCGCUUCUAAAUUUGAAGAUGCUGAUGAGUUAUCAAAACAACAAAAGUGUCGUAUUGCAGAAUUGGAAAAUGCUUUGCAAGAAGCAAAGAAAGAUUUCUCUGAUGACAUGGUUACAGACUUUAAUGGAACUGAGAAUACAAACCCAUCACUUGUUAAACUUGCAGCUGCAAAUGAACAAUUACGUCAGACGAAUGAUAUUCUGAACGCCAAAAUUGCCGAAGCAGAAGAACAAACACAAGUGCUAAAUGAUAAAGUCAAAUCCUUAGAGAAUGAACUUAUUCGACUUGGAUCAAGUGAUCAAGAAUCCAUUAAAGUAUUAAAAAGUAAGAUAAAAGAACUUGAAAUGGAAAAAAAUGGACUAGAAGAAGCUAAUGAGGCACUUUUUGAUGAACGUGGGAAACUUGAUCAAAAGAUUGAAUUCUUAAUGCAACAAUUACGAUCAGUGAGUACUGGAGAAAAUAAAACUGGUGCACAGGUUUCUGAAUUAAACGAACAGAUCGUUAAUUUGGAAAGAGAAAUUUUCGAUUUAAGGAAACAAACUUUAGCUGAUACAAAAGAAAUGGAGAAAGAAAUCACUAGGCUUUUAGAGAUCAAUGAUCAGCUUGAAAACGAAAUCAAGAUUAAUCCCAGAUCUUCUAAGGACAUUGGUAUAUUACCAGAAUCUGGUUCGCCUGAUGAUGAUAUAAGUUUACGUGAACAAUCCAAACUCUCACGUCAAGAAGUCACCAUUGCACAGCAAAAUAAUGUUAUAAAAGCUUUACAAGAUAAGAUUGCAGAACUUGAAGAAUCACGCAAGUUAUUACAAGAAGCAAAUGCUGAGGCACGUAAUUCUGCUUCAUCAAUAACGUCCAAUUCAUCAGAAACAAAGAAAAUUGUUCCUCAAAGUCCAAUCUCACCACCAUCAACACCACUCUUUCCACGUCCAGAUUCAAGACAUAGAUCUGAUUCUAGUACAUCGUCAGAACUCGCAGUAGAAAUACAAAAAUUACAAAAGAAAAUUGCAAAGAUGGAGAAUGAAAAUUUACAAAAUCAUCAACUUGUUGAAACAUUGGAGUCCUCACUUAAUGAUAACGAAACAAAUCUACGCGUAGCCAAACAACAAUUAACUAUAUUACAACGCGAGAAGCAAGAGUUCCUUGAACAGAUCAAGAAUUUAAGGGCGCAGUUAGAUGAUGCUCAACAACAAGUAGAACAAGCCAAAUCAACUGUACGAGAAGAAAAGAAAGUCAUGGAAAGUGUACUUGAAGAAGAACGCAAAGCCAAAGAAAAGGCUGAAAAGGCACGAAUAGCAAUUGAGAAUCAAAUGGAAAAACUCGUUGCAAAGAGAAACAAGUUUAUGUGUUUCUAA